AUGUCUACUCACUUUACUCCAAUUAAGCCAGCACCAGCUUCUUUUGAAGCUUGCUCUCACAACAAUAAUCCGCCUCAUCCGCCAUACCAUAUGUUCGACCUUUCAACGAUUAAUUUAAUCGAAAAUCUUACAGUCUAUGAACGUAAUCUUUUACUCAGGCCGCCUUAUGUAAUGACAAUACCUCUUGACAACCUCCUCAAUCCUCGGAAAAGCCGCUCUAGAACAAACUCACCUCCUCGUCCACAAAACGCGUGGGUUAUUUUUCGCAAAGAUUUUGAAAACCGAUUACGGACUCAAUAUUCCAAUUUACCACAUUCCGUUAAUAAAAUCUCAAAAAUGGCCAGCAAACAUUGGUCAAAAUUGCCUCGAGUUGUCAAACAAUAUUUUGAGGUUCUUUCCAAGUUGGCUCUACUACGACAUAAAGCUGCUUUUCCUGGUUAUAGGUACAGGCCAAAAGGUAAACAGCAGCAGAGUGAGGUCUGGGUGUUCAAAAAUAUAAAUAAAAGUGCAUUCGUUGCCGAUGGAAACAAUCACAAGAUUACUUACGGAAACCACGGAAAUGAUAAUCGCUUGGAUAAACCCGCUAUUAUUGGACAGCAACAAAAUCUGUGUCUGGAAAGCAACGCAAAUUUGCACAACAGUAUUAAUGGAGAUGUCGAAUGCGACAGAAUAUUUGUUGACACUGGAUUUAAAGACGUAUUGCAAGACGAAGCAAGCGACUGUAAUACGAUACAUCCAACGAUUUAUUCAGAGCACUUUUGUAAUGCCAACCACUUUUGUUUUGCAACCUCCCAAAGGCCUGCUCAAAUGCCUCCUUUUUACUCAUUACCUGACGACAUAAACAUUAUGGGUUUGAACGGCAAACUGAUAUGA
Molecule: messenger RNA, 873 nt
Organism: Paraglomus occultum
Lineage: Eukaryota; Fungi; Glomeromycota; Glomeromycetes; Paraglomerales; Paraglomeraceae
Source: the annotation of a GenBank genome assembly